This is a messenger RNA of Nilaparvata lugens (brown planthopper), 2568 nucleotides long. RefSeq names its product histone-lysine N-methyltransferase PRDM9-like. Gene Ontology annotation, molecular function: DNA-binding transcription factor activity, RNA polymerase II-specific; RNA polymerase II transcription regulatory region sequence-specific DNA binding. NCBI's taxonomy places the organism in Eukaryota, Metazoa, Arthropoda, Insecta, Hemiptera, Delphacidae. The coding region runs from base 144 to 1646 and encodes 500 amino acids. Gene Ontology annotation, biological process: regulation of transcription by RNA polymerase II. The transcript has 3 exons. The record is from RefSeq and is a predicted model, not a curated record. Gene Ontology annotation, cellular component: nucleus.
GAUAUAUCAAUGUUUGUUGGCGUAUCACUAGUCACUAGGAAAACAUAUUAUUUUCCUGGUAUUUUGUUCAUUUAGACAGAUUUUGAAUAAUAUUGCCACUCAGUAGAAAUUGAAAAUGAUAUAAUAUUAUUAUUUUAACUGCAAUGGAUUUAGAAGGAGAAGAGUGUGGAAGCCACAGUGGAUCCAGUCCAAUCCAGAUUCAGCCAGACUACUUGGAUGCUCAAGGUCAAGACAACUCAAGGUCAAUGCAUCAUUUACGACAUCAAGGACCAGACAUGGACAACUGUGAUUGGCCAAUCCAUGAACCAGAUCAACAUCAAGACACCAUUGAAGAUAAGCAUCACAUCCAACUCAAUGUGGAUAAUCAAAGUGUAUACUUGGACCACAAUUACUCCAAACAUCCCAUUGAAAUAAUUCGGAUCAAACCAGAGGAAAUAAUCGAAGAAGAAGAAGAAGGAGAACAACAACAACAAUGUGGAUUAGAAAUUGGAGUGAGAAGUGGAGAAAUAAAGCAAGAGAGUGUCACCCGUCUGCAGAUUGAGAGCAUUUAUUCUCUCUCCUCUGAUAGAUUGAACUCUGACCCCUCUUUUAUUGAACAAAUAAAAUUUGAAACUGGGAAAAUUGAGGAGGAACAACAAUCUUUUGAAACAGACCAUUCAGAUGCAUUGAUGCAAAUUGAAGGUUUUUCUUCUGAUGGAGUGUCUGAGAAUUAUGAAAAUGAAAGUGUAUCAUCUGGACUGUAUAUACCUUACUUUGAGGAACGAGAAGGUUCAAGCUCCGAUAAGUCUGUUGAUGCAACUCCUGGAAACUUUAUGAUGAAAGAUUCUGAAAAGAUUGGCAAUGAGGUGGACUUACUAAUCGAAAAUGCUAGGAAGAAUGUAAUUGAUGCAGCGAGUGAUAGUGAAUUAUUAACGAAGUGUCAAUUGUGUGGUGAGGCAUUCAGCAGCACUAGAGAAUUGAAUCUUCAUUGCAGAAUACACAUAGCUGGAAAACAUUAUGGUUGCAAAUUCUGUGACUACAAAACAACACGGAAAUCACAACUCAUCACUCAUCUGAGGACACACACAGGUGAAAGACCCUUCAGCUGUGAUUUCUGUGACUACAAAACAACAUGGAAUUCACUUCUCAUCACUCAUCUAAGGACACACACAGGUGAAAGACCCUUCAGCUGUGAUUUGUGUGACUACAAAGCAACACGGAAAUCACAUCUCAUCACUCAUCUAAGGACACACACAGGAGAAAGACCCUUCAGCUGUGAUUUGUGUGACUAUAAAGCAACACUGAAAUCAUCUCUCAUCCGUCAUCUAAGGACACACACAGGAGAAAUACCCUUCAGCUGUGAUUUCUGUGACUACAAAGCAAUACAGAAAUCAGAUCUCAUCACUCAUCUAAGGACACACACAGGAGAAAGACCCUUCAGCUGUGAUUUCUGUGACUACAAAGCAACACGGAAAUCACAUCUCAUCACUCAUCUAAGGACACACACAGGAGAAAGACCCUUCAGCUGUGAUUUGUGUGACUACAAAGCAACACUGAAAUCAACUCUCAUGCGUCAUCUAAGGACACACACAGGAGAGAAAGACCAUUCAGCUGAUAUUUCUGUGAUAACACAACAACACAAAAAUCAACUAUUAUUAGACAUCUGAAGACACACACUGGAUGAGACCCCUCAGCUGAUAUUUCUGUGAAUACAAAGCAACACAGUAAUCACUUCUCAUCACUCAUCUAGAGACAUACACAGGAGAAAGAUGCUGAUCACAGUUCAAUAGCACUGCCCCAUUUUCUCUCCAUGUGCCUGUCAUUGGCUACCUCUCUUCAUGUGUGUGAUUUUUUGUCGUGAGAAAUUUAUUUUUCUUUUUAAAAAUAAAUUUUCUCACAUUAAGAUUUUGCUAACUUGCGUCUGGGAAGACUCAAAUUUUAUGCAGGGUUGAAGUAUUCUCACGGAACUGUAUUUCCAUUAGCGAUGGAAAAUACACGAUUAUUUGGGAAUAUUUCAAAGUUGCACUUUCCUUUCCCACGGAAUUGUGCUCUGCCUCCACGUGGACUGUCGUCUCGUUGGUGGAAGGGGAACAUGAUUUGUGUGGAAAAGAUUAGUUCCAAUCAAGCCGCGGCGGCAUCAGAUAAAAAUCUAGAGGUAGCCUCGGGCCUCAAAGACCCUAAUUGAACGUGUUACAUGUGGUGAAAUAUAAGUAGAGCUUAAAUUCUGAAAAUGUUUAAUUCGAUUCCGUAAAAUUAUUUAAAGUAGUUUGAAUUUUGUAUGUAUUUUAUUGUUUAUUAUGAAUGUCAGUGAAAUAAACAUCAACAACAACGUAGUGUAGUGCAAAGUUUCAGUCGUGAUGAGAUUAAUAUUUCUAAAGAUAGCGAGUGACAUUAUAUUUUCUAGCUCAUGUUUCAGAAACCCAAAUUGACCGAGUCCCCAAAUUAUUCCUUGUAGUAGUAAAUGAAUAAAGAUCACGCUACCAUCGUAACCCAUUAGAAUUCCAGACAAACAGUUAGCAAAAUUUUUAAAGAUAGCUAUCUCGGCUUAUAGAACAUGCAAUAGAAUGUUUUCGAUUAUUUGUUGUUGAA